AGGCCGCCGCCGCCGCCGCCGCCGCCGCGCGAACAUGGCGGCCGAGAUCCACUCCAGGCCGCAGAGCAGCCGCCCGGUGCUGCUGAGCAAGAUCGAGGGGCACCAGGACGCCGUCACGGCCGCGCUGCUCAUCCCCAAGGAGGACGGCGUGAUCACGGCCAGCGAGGACCGAACCAUCCGAGUGUGGCUGAAGAGAGACAGCGGGCAGUACUGGCCCAGCAUUUACCACACGAUGGCCUCUCCUUGCUCUGCUAUGACUUACCAUCAUGAUAGCAGACGGAUAUUUGUGGGCCAGGAUAACGGAGCCGUAAUGGAAUUUCAUGUUUCUGAAGAUUUUAAUAAAAUGAACUUUAUCAAGACCUACCCAGCUCAUCAGAACCGAGUGUCUGCGAUUAUCUUCAGCUUGACCGCAGAGUGGGUGAUCAGCACCGGCCACGACAAGUGUGUGAGCUGGAUGUGCACGCGGAGCGGGAACAUGCUUGGCAGGCACUCCUUCACGUCCUGGGCUUCGUGUUUACAAUAUGAUUUUGAUACUCAAUAUGCUUUUGUUGGUGAUUAUUCUGGACAGAUCACCCUGCUGAAGCUUGAACAGAGCACUUGUUCAGUCAUUACAACCCUCAAAGGACAUGAAGGGAGUAUUGCCUGCCUCUGGUGGGACCCUGUUCAGCGGUUGCUCUUCUCCGGAGCCUCUGACAACAGCAUCAUCAUGUGGGACAUUGGAGGAAGGAAAGGCCGCACGCUCUUGCUCCAGGGCCAUCAUGACAGGGUGCAGUCGCUAUGUUACCUUCAGCUCACGAGGCAGCUCGUCUCCUGUUCCUCGGACGGCGGAAUUGCAGUGUGGAACAUGGACGUGAGCAGAGAGGAGGCUCCUCAGUGGUUGGAAAGUGAUUCUUGUCAGAAAUGUGAGCAGCCCUUCUUCUGGAACAUAAAGCAGAUGUGGGACACAAAGACGCUGGGGUUGAGACAGCAUCACUGCAGGAAGUGCGGGCAGGCCGUCUGCGGCAGGUGCAGCAGCAGGCGCUCGAGCUACCCGCUCAUGGGAUUCGAGCUCCAGGUCCGGGUGUGUGAUUCCUGCUACGAGUCCAUCAAGGACGAGGAUCGGACUUCUCUAGCAACGUUUCAUGAAGGAAAACAUAACAUUUCCCACAUGUCCAUGGACGUGGCUAGGGGACUGAUGGUGACCUGUGGGACCGAUCGAGUUGUAAAGAUAUGGGACAUGACGCCUGUGGUGGGCUGCAGCCUGGCGACCGGGUUUUCUCCACGUUGAUCCGGGAGCUGGGCGAGAUCCGCACCUUACCAGCACAACCGUCACCAAAUGCCAUCCCUCCCUGAGCUCCACAGUCACUGUCACAUGAUGGACAGUAACCACUAAAAAACAAGUCCACAUUUUUAAAAAGAAAAAAGUGUAAAGGUGUGUUUUUGGGCAUUCGUGGAACUACCUGUGGGGACUAAUAUGGAAAAGGUUCACCUGUAGUGGUUCCCUGAGGAAUGGAAUUACUUCAGCGAGACUUCUUCAUGAACAAAGAGCUAAUGUGUACUGAAAGAAUAAUUUAGCAAAUGGGAGUUUUAGAGGAAAAAUAUUGAGCAAAAAAUUUAAUGCUUAGAACUUUCUUGAAGCAGUUCCAAGUACACACAGACUUCUGGCCCUCCGAGGGCUCCUACGGCUCUGUGGUUAGAGCAGGAAUUAAGGGGAAGGAGGACUUGUUCUCUUUCUUGAGGGGUGCAAUAAGAACUUAAGAACCCAGAGAUCCCUCCUUGGUUGCUGGCCGUAUGUGACUAGUCUCUAUACUUAGUUAUUGACGAAAUUCUUCAAGAUGUCUGUUCUCUUCAGGUAGUGCCCUUAGCGUUGGCCUGCUCAGUUGUUUCUCUUCCAGCCAAUAUACCAUGGGCGAACAUUCCCAGUUGUUACUAAGGGAGUUAUAAAAUUUCUAUAUUAACCAAGGCAGUCCACGUUCUUCCCUUUCCCCCAAAUGUGCUCUGAGGACAAAGCGUUUUUAUGGUGCUGUUAACAUGGGAGUCACACAAGCCGCCUGACUUUUCCUCAUUGCAAUUAGUAAUGACUAACGGAAAACCCAGCUACCAGCAUGAUUGUGAUGGGAAGUGAUCAGUCUGUUCCGUGGAACAGCCCAGUUCUCCUAAAAGGCGCAUUCUAUUUGUAGUUCCAAGGUGAGCCCCUGUGAUAGUGUAGCAAUUUAAUAUACACCUCAGAAAAGAACUCCAAAGCUUUUUAAACUCCAUUGACUUUUAGUCGUAACUAAUAUUAUUAUUAUUUCAUAGACAGCAGUUGGUAACCCAGAGCAGUAGUUGUUAACCAGGUCCUGCACAGUCAUUCCUAACUUGUAAAUUGCUUUCAUAACAACUAGCAAAAUCUGUUGUGUCAAAUGCAUUUUAAAAGUGUUUGGCCACUUAGUACCUGGAUGGGGAAGAGGUGGGGGGUGGGGAGCCUGUCUUUUAAUAUUCAAAUAUUUAUUUGAUUGAUUGUUUUUAACAAUAGUAAUUGUAUCUAUUACUGUAGGGCUAUGGAAGUGAGUGGAAAGAGGCCUACUUUUUUAAGCAUAAAUUUAGAAAUAGCAACAGUAUUUUUGUUAGUCUUACUAGUGGAUAUUGAUAAAAACUCACAACUGCGUCUCUGUGUUGGGAUCAUAUCAAGACAACAUGGUCGUUCUAUAUGAUACAACUAAGGGACUAAAUUUGUUUUUUAACAGCAGCUGAGAGGGACUGUAAUGUUUAAGACAGGCAACUCAACUAAGAUGUCUUCUUAAUGGCCAAGUGGCACAAGUAAUAAGGAAAGAGAAGGCGGCCAGGCACAUCAUGUUCUAGAAUGAACUGCAUUAAAAGUUGACUUGCCUUCAGAAAUAAGACUGAGGGUUUUGUUGCUUCUUAUAAUUUUUGUGUUAUAUCACCUGAAAAAGAUGUUUCCUUUAAAAACUUUUCCGAGGCUCUUUGCAAAAUGUGUAUUAAUAACAUAGUCUGGAAGAAAAACCAAGUGGUGGUAACUUGUAAACGGCAAUGUUGAACAUUAGCUUUAGUUCAGUUCAUGGUUCGGCUCGUACCAAGGUGCUAUCCCUAUGAAGUCUGGAAAGGAAAAUAGAAUAUGAUCUAUUCCUUGCCAUGUUGAAGAGUGCUGAACUGUGGUUUUAUUUUCCUUUAACUUCUGUAAAAUGUGAUUUUAUAAUGUCUGUGGUAGACCGAGCAAAAUAUCGCAGCUGCCGAGAAUACCCCAUAGCUUUCAAACUUGUUUUGUUUUAAAAAAUUGUUAAUGAAAAACCCAAUGUUCCAUAGAGAGUAUAAGAUUGUUAUAGGGCCUCCUAAGGGAUUAAGCUAACAUAAGUCAAGGAGGAAAGGUCUAUUUAAGGAAGAAUUAGAGCAGGGUAUCCAGCAAAGGAAAGGAGAAUGUUUCAAUAUUGUUUUCUCUCCACCAGAGCCUAUUUUCAUUUUUCUUUUUAAAACACACGGUAGGCUUGCCUUUUCUCCAGCAUACACUAGGUAGCAAAUGGGGUAAUAUUUUUUAUAGAGGUGGGAAAAAAUUAUUUUCUGAAUUUUACUGACUGGGCACAUAAGGAAAGUACAGCUAGACGUCUAGUUAUUGCCUUAUUUUGACCGCGUUACUUUUAAACAGGUCAUUUAAAAUCGUUCUUCAAGUAAUGGUUUACUGGUUUUUCCAUUCCUGAAUACUCACGCUAAUUUGUACAAAUAGGGAUUAAGAAGUACAGAAUGUUAGAGAAGAUCCUUAUGUUGAGAUUAGUAUGUCUGUGAUAAGGAAUGCCAAUUCUUCAUUGUAAACAUGUUUUAAAAUUGCCCUUUAUUAGUGCAAAUACCCCUAUAGCAUUAGGUGGAAACAGAUUACUCAUUACAUUGUAAAUCUCUGUUUACUAUGUCCUAGUUCUGUCCUGCUGCCUAGAGGAUAUAAACAAAAAAUAUUGCUCUUGAAUCUGUCACUUUGUUCUCCCCCUAAAGAAUUCAGUUUGUUAGCACUUAUAUUUUUAAACUGUUGAAACUGGCCUAAGUAUGUAAUAAAUACCAUAGUGGCUCAGACCCAAGGAGAUAUUUUCUAAAAUCAGUUUUCAUUAAAUUAUUUUCUACUUUCGUUACUGGAUCUGGUGUCUCCUAAAAUGUAAGAAACCAGUUACUAAUGAUAAACCAUCUGCUCAUUAUAAAUGUGAGGUUUAACAAAUAAGUAAUACAUGCUAUAUUUAUUCAAGUGUCUAUUGCUUAAUUGUUAAUUGUGAGCACAUUAUUGAAUGCCGACUCUAUUUUCUGCAGUUUACUGUACAGUAACUCUUUGAGUAAGUUGAAGUUUAAUUGUGCAACAAAUUUAUAUUAGAAUACAAUUUAGAGUGUUUUUCUCUAUAGGCUUUUUGACUGGGGAAGCAAAGGGCAGUGUUGAUUAGUACAUUUUGUCUUGUACUAGCUAUGUUUCCAUAAGAUAUGGUACCCUGUGUAUCCAAGAGAGUUAGAAAACUUUGUUCUUUGCUCCUGUUUGUGGGUUCUGUUUUUGUGGGUUUUUUUGAGAGUGUGCGUACAAUAAAAUGUUCCCUGCUUGUUA
Diceros bicornis minor is the source of this 4546-nucleotide messenger RNA. It is a transcript of the gene WDFY1, whose product is annotated as WD repeat and FYVE domain containing 1. Gene Ontology annotation, molecular function: metal ion binding; protein binding. The record is from RefSeq and is a predicted model, not a curated record. The coding region runs from base 35 to 1267 and encodes 410 amino acids. Lineage: Eukaryota; Metazoa; Chordata; Mammalia; Perissodactyla; Rhinocerotidae. The transcript is spliced from 12 exons.